AUAAAUGAGCUUUAUAAUGCUUUAUAUCGAUAUUCGAUAAAAGCGAAGUUUUGAUAAACUCAUUUAUUAACAUUUGUGCACAACAGUUGUUUUCGUUUUGAUAAAAAAUACGUUUUAAUACAUUUGGCAGUAAUACGACUUAUAGACAACAAAUAAAUAUACGCACUGUUGGAUGUGUUAAACUCACUGACGUCUGCAAAACAAACUUUAAUAUGCGUUGCCUUCUUUGCAGAGUGUUCUUAAAUGAAUGCGAUGAAACUGAAGACAUUAAUAAAAAAUCUCCUUUUUCGAGAAAGUCUUUCCAUUCAAUUGUUGAAUAUUUAGCGAAAACAGCUAAACCCCCUCUUGUUGCAACAUGGACUAAUCAAUUCAAUGAUUGCUAUAUCUGUAAAACUUGCUACUAUGAUCUUGCAUUAUACGACGAGUAUAUGGUCAAAUUGUUGGAAAUACAAAAACGUAUUAUUUCAUUUUUGCGGAAUCCAGAGCUUAGCGACGAGCUUAUAGCAAUACAAGCGUUGGAUGAAUGCAUAGAAGCUGGUAAUGUAAAAAUAGAAGAAAUUGAUAUAAGUAAUCAAAGCACGACCGGAGAGAGUUGUACUGGUGAUGAAAAUAAUGAUGAUAAGACUUUUGUAGAAAAUAGUGAAGAUUUCAAGGAUGUAGAUGAAAUGGUAUCGAAUAUAAUGAAAGACGCUCCCGUUAGAGUUCGCAAGUACAACGUUCCAGCUAAAUGUGAUAUAUGUAGUACAGUUUUCAAAAAUAAAACACAUUUGAAUCGACAUUUAAACGUUGUACAUAAACCAUCUAAACAAAUUUGGAAAUGUGAAGUUUGUGGUAUUAUCGCAAAGGAUGAAGAAUAUUUGGAAUUGCAUAGAAAUAUUCACGAAGGAAGGUCUGAUUUGGAAUGUCGGUUCUGCAAUAAACGUUACUCUCGCAAAAUCAAUGUUAUUCGACAUAUGCACAAACAUUGGGACAAAAAAAAUUUUCAGUGUGAAAGAUGUGGAAUAAGGUUCUCUGAGUUACCAGUUUACUAUAAUCACAAAUUGCAGCAUGAUGCUGAAGAUGACCCGCUGAUUUGUGCCAUAUGUAACCAAUCAUUCAAAACACGGCGUACUUAUAGAAACCAUUUAUGGGUACAUCGUGAUGAUCGACCACGUUAUAGCUGUGAAAUUUGCGAAAAGAAGUUUGUUGAAAAAUAUACACUCAAAGUUCACCUCAGAUGUCAUACUAAUAAAGAUGGAGAACGCAAUGGGGGAAGAAGAAAAAUUAAACCUUCGGUGCACCAGGAAGAAAAAUCCUUCGAAUGUGUUAUAUGCCGUGAUCAAUUUUCUUCCAAGGAUAUAUGCAAUCAACACAUGAAAGUACAACACGAUGUUAUUUUAAAAGCGGAUGACAUACCACUUAUUUGAAAUAAAUACAAAUUCAGUAAUUUUGGAUAUUUGUAUAUCUUUUUAUUUGGUCAUCGGCAUAUUCGUAAAGGAAAAUAUAUAAUUAGUGCAGAUGGUGAAACUACUAUUUAACAUAGUACUAAUUAGUAACUCUGUUCUGAUCUAGUUCGCGUAUUUAUAAACGGACGGACAUGUCUAAAUCGACACAAUUUAUAUAUUGUCUCCGACAGUUCCUUCUGGGUGUUACAAACUUCGUGGUAAACUUAGUAUACCCUGUUCAGCAGUGAUGAACCACACUUACAUAUAUAAAUAAGUUAAUAUCUAAGACUUAAAUUUAAAUCAAUGUAGUACUAAUCUAUAAUUUACAAAAUUUACUGAUGAAUUAAUUGUUGUUUUUUAAAAUGUACUCGUGUGAACAUAUUUAAGAUGAUAGUCUAAAUUUGCUUGUGCACUGAACAUUUGACCGCAUAUAUGACAAGCUUUCUUUGACUCGUCAUCGACUACAUCAAAUUCAGAAAAAUUAUUGAUCGUUAAGGAUUUAAUUAUAACGUCAUGCUCUUUCUCCAUAUGUUUAUUUAGAUGAUCCUUAGCUGUAAAUAUUUGAUCACAAAUUACACAAUUGAAUUUGA
Messenger RNA from Bactrocera oleae (olive fruit fly), 2014 nucleotides. Its product is annotated as serendipity locus protein delta. Lineage: Eukaryota; Metazoa; Arthropoda; Insecta; Diptera; Tephritidae. The record is from RefSeq and is a predicted model, not a curated record. Gene Ontology annotation, biological process: regulation of DNA-templated transcription. Gene Ontology annotation, molecular function: DNA-binding transcription factor activity, RNA polymerase II-specific; RNA polymerase II cis-regulatory region sequence-specific DNA binding.